AUGAAGAGUUUGUCUCGUGGUCACCUUCUAUCGGGACUGACCAAUGUACUGAGACUUCCUGGUUACUUUACAUUAGAGGCAUGGCUUCUGUCCAGCUCAGAGAAAACAACGUUACAGCAAAUUGUAACCGCGAUAGCACUUAUCCUGGCAGCAGCAUUGAUACUCCUCCAAAACGGGCACCUGUUCCUCCUGUACAAGUCCUUGAUUGGAGGAUUUCUUCUUCUGGUGAUGUAUUUCUACGCUUUAGCCAUUAUGGACUGGAUAGCUGAUAGUAUAGAAACCAAUGACCUCGAUAUUAUCAAGACUUACGUCGCCCUCUAUGCCAUUGGACUUCUAGUUGUGUAUUUAUUCCGACACAGGAGAUUAAGGAACUCUUUUUUACUGGCUUAUACACUAAUUACAGUCACCAAACACCUUGGCUUUCGUUUCACUAUCAGUCAAUAUACUCGGUAUUGUUUAAAUGGGUUGAUACUUUCUCACCUAAUCCCUCUUGCAGUUGAUGUUUUCUACCUUGUCAUCAAAAUACUGACAAAUAAGCUUAAGACAUGGGUAUAUUUAGCAAAGAAUUCUUGUAUACCUGAUCUAUAUCAUUUUAUAAAGUCUUUUGUGGAUUCUAUUGUUUUACCAUCACAGCUUUUUUUGUUUUCAAUGGUUUCCUUUAUAUUUAAUAUUUGUUACUAUAUGACAUGGCCGGUUGAUGCAAAAGUUACCCUGUCUCAGUUAGGAUGGGUUAAGUUUUUGUCUUUGUGUGCUGGGGAAUGCUACAAAACUCCUCUUGGUCUUGUGGCCACGAGUAUCGCAAUCUCGUAUGUAUUUUACUACCUCAAUGCUAUGGUAAAUGUUUAUCUUUAUGGUUUGAGGAAAUAUUCCACUAGAGAUGAUUAUGUAAACGGCUGGGUGGAGGGACUAGUAGUGUUUCUGAUAAGUAUCAGAUCUGGGAUUUUAACUACCUACAACGCCAUGGAAUACAAGGUUUUACUAAAAAGAGCAUUUGUUAUUAGAAUUACGCUUCUAUUCGCUGUGGCGGUGUUCCUUAAUGGUACGUAUGAAAAAUAUGAUUCUGUUAUCUUGUCAUUUAGUACAUCACUGACAGCAAAACUAUUCAAACACUUUCGCGCUCUCCUACUGUAUUUUCUUCUCAUGAUAUGUUCUCUCAGCGUUGCUUUCACAAUUAGUCAGCUCGUUCAUAUAUCCGUUGGCAUCCCAGUAAUAAUCAUUUGCUUAUCAACCAGUCUCCAAGUGCUGGCUUCUAUUGCAACUUAUGGGCUGUUUCUGUAUGACGGUGCUCGAUCAUGUCCUUUAGAAAAUCUGGAAGAUUCCGUGUACUAUAUCAGAUCUACGGUCAGAGUAAUUGAUUUUCUGGGUUCUGUUAUCCUAGCCUGCACUGGUGUAUGGGUCAUCAAAACAGAGGGAUUAAGUUGGAUUCAGACACCAAUGCUGAUUUUGCACUGUUUUGUCAAUGUUUGGCAGCGGUUACAAUAUGGAUGGAAAAGUUUCCUUCAGAGAAGAGAAGCUAUGAGAAAAGUUGAUUCUUUGGCCUCUGCAACAAAGAAAAAAAUCAAUGACCAUGAUGAUGUGUGCCCAGUCUGUUUUCAUAUUAUGUCAUCAGCAAAGAUUACGCCCUGUGGUCAUUUCUACCACAGGGCAUGUUUAAAGAAGUGGUCAUACAUUAGGGAUUCCUGUCCCCUUUGUUCUCGGAAGAUCUUUUUCCAGUAA
Molecule: messenger RNA, 1716 nt
Organism: Saccostrea echinata
Lineage: Eukaryota; Metazoa; Mollusca; Bivalvia; Ostreida; Ostreidae
Product: RING finger protein 145-like
Exons: 2
Coding region: 1-1716 (571 amino acids)
Cellular component (GO): endomembrane system; endoplasmic reticulum
Molecular function (GO): ubiquitin protein ligase activity
Source: RefSeq, a predicted model, not a curated record